Molecule: messenger RNA, 1182 nt
Organism: Lolium perenne
Lineage: Eukaryota; Viridiplantae; Streptophyta; Magnoliopsida; Poales; Poaceae
Source: RefSeq, a predicted model, not a curated record
AUGGUUCAAAUGAUAGGUCAAUAUGGUAAAAAUCUAAAGCCUCCAUCGUACCAUGAAAUAAGAGUAAAAUAUCUCAAGCUAGAAGUUCAGAGAACAAUGAAUCUGGUUGCUGAAUUUAAAGAAGAGUGGAAAAAGACAGGUUGUACAAUCAUGUCCGAUGCCUGGACCGAUAGAAAGAGAAGAUCCAUAUGCAAUUUUCUGGUGAAUAGUCCAAAGGGUACUGUUUUUUUGGCCUCCGUUGAUACUUCUGAUAUCUCCAAAACAGCCGACAAAGUUUUUGCAAUGCUAGAUGAUGUUGUUGAGAUAGUAGGAGAGGAUAAUGUUGUGCAAAUUGUGACGGACAAUGCGGCUAACUAUAAGGCAGCUGGCGAUCUAUUGAUGGAGAAGAGAAAAAAGUUAUUCUGGACACCGUGUGCUGCACAUUGCAUUGAUCUAGUUCUUGAAGAUUUUGAGAAAAAGAUUAAUAUGCACACCACAACAAUCGCAAAGGGACGGAAAAUCUGCACAUAUAUUUAUUCGAGAACAUUGCCACUUAGUUGGCUGAGAGAGUUCACUAAAGGAAGAGAGUUAAUUAGGCCAGCAAUCAGAAGAUUUGCUACUGCCUAUUUGACAUUGGGUUGUCUACAUGAGCUGAAAGGUGCAUUAGUCAACAUGUUUAGUUCAAACAAGUGGAGGGGUAGCAAAUUUGCUGCUACAAAAGAAGGCAAGGAAGUUCAGCAAAUUGUAUUGGAUAGCCGUUGGUUUUGGCCUAAUGUUGCACUAUGUCUGAAAGCUGCAUUGCCACUUAUAAGAGUUAUUCGAUUAGUUGACUCAGAUGAGAAGCCUGCAAUGCCUUUUAUUUUUGAUGAGAUGAGCCGUGCAAAAGAGCAGAUAAAGCAAAAUUUUAGCAAUGGGAAAAAGAGGUAUAAGCAAAUAUUCGAGAUUAUUGAUGAAAGAUGGAACACACAGCUCCAUAGGCCUUUGCAUGCUGCUGCAUACUACCUGAAUCCACAUUGCCAUUAUAGUGCCAAUUUUAAGGCUGCAGAAGUUAAACGUGGCCCUUACACAUGCCUCAAGAAAAUGGUUCCUGAUUUAGAUGAAAGAGUGAAGAUAGACAUACAACUUGAUGCAUUUAAAAAUGAAUUGGGACUUUUUGGGAUGGAGUCAGCAGUUAUGACUAGAACAAAGAAAGCUCCUGGUUAG